Molecule: messenger RNA, 1220 nt
Organism: Gordionus sp. m RMFG-2023
Lineage: Eukaryota; Metazoa; Nematomorpha; Gordioida; Chordodea; Parachordodidae
Exons: 3
Coding region: 126-995 (289 amino acids)
Source: RefSeq, a predicted model, not a curated record
CACAGUUUUAAUUUAAUUGACGUUUGUUCUUUAAGUUUUACGUGACUUCCCAAUUUCCAAUCACUCCUACUACUAUAUAUUUCGAUAAACAGAGAUAGAACAAUCCAAUUCUCGACAUUUAUGAAAUGAACCGUUCUUCUGGCAUUCCGAGCAUUCCAAUCUUGAGAUCGAUGUUAGCCUUUUCCAGGUCUCCAUCCCUGAUUCCCGCCUUCAGUUCCUCCGCGGACAUCGAAAAAUUUGUCACCACCAUUCCGACUAGAGAUAUUAAGAGGAUGAUAUCUACUACCACCAGGGUCAACACUUCCGCGAUAAAGUUACCCCCUUCCCGCGCCCUUUUCGAUAUCGCUAACGCUAAAGGUACCACGUCGGCCAUGGCGAUGGCGAAUUCAGAAACUUUCGGGACACCUAAAGAGGAAUUCGAGGGAAUAGAACGAGACCAUUCCAUCAUCAAGAUAAUAGUGGGGAUAGUGGUUCUGAUGUCGAGUUUUUUCAUCACGGUGGCCUUGAUUUACUUAGUGAGGACCUGUAAAUUCAAGAUACUGUCAUUGUUUUCGCACACCCUGGGAUAUAGCCUGAUAGACGGUUACCGCCCCGUCAACAAAAAAGGCUAUGGUCAUUUCGGGGCAGGUUAUAAUCUCCCCGUCACAACGAUCGAACCGCCUAUAACAGCUGAUUCGCCGCCAAUGAAACCCAAAUUUUCCGUAACAUCUCCCAAAACGACGCACCAAAAAUCUAAGGAUACAUUAUCCGCGGAUAGUGAUCACCCCGCUGGUCACUCGUCGAAAGAUGACCUUACGGAUCGCGUUGAGGUGAAAGGUUGGAACAGGGUUUUCGCUAUGAAGGAUAAAUUGGCUGCGUUAGCUGCCGAAAGUGAUUCUCUGGUAAUAGCGGAAGAGAACGAAGGUUAUAACGGCUGCCCCACUUCGAAUAAUUUAACGGUUCCAAUCAUGAUAGUGUUAGAUAGUCCCAAUGGCACUCAGAAACGAAUCAAUUAACAAAAUUGAAAAGGUGUCAAAGUUGUUCGAAAUAAUAAUUAAAUGACAUUUAUCGAUUAUAGUCCAAAUUUUUUAAAAAUUUGAAUCUCUUUUUUUUUUAGAUUUUAUUUUCCAUAUCCUUACAAAAAAAAAUAAUAUAAUUUAAAAUUUAUUAUAACGUAUUAAUUAUAUAUAGAAAUAAAAUUAUAUUUUUAUAUGCAAUAAUCAUUUGAUUAAAUUACAAUU